Messenger RNA from Melanotaenia boesemani (Boeseman's rainbowfish), 6167 nucleotides. Its product is annotated as bone morphogenetic protein receptor type-1A-like. The transcript has 14 exons. Gene Ontology annotation, biological process: cellular response to growth factor stimulus; BMP signaling pathway; dorsal/ventral pattern formation. Bases 647 to 2224 code for a protein of 525 amino acids. Gene Ontology annotation, molecular function: SMAD binding; ATP binding; transforming growth factor beta receptor activity, type I. The record is from RefSeq and is a predicted model, not a curated record. NCBI's taxonomy places the organism in Eukaryota, Metazoa, Chordata, Actinopteri, Atheriniformes, Melanotaeniidae. Gene Ontology annotation, cellular component: signaling receptor complex; plasma membrane.
UUCAUAGAGGAUCUUCGUGUUCGUCAAACCGCAGAGCGACUGAUCACCGACCUGCGCGAGAGGACGCUGGAAAUAUCCCCACAAACCGCCUGGAAAUACUACUUCUGUCCGAAGUACUGUUUGGAGUUUAAACCCGAUUAACGGAGCUCAUCCGAAAACCCAGGAAACGUUGGGAAGUGAGAUUAAAGGGAAAGAGAAAAGUAAUCCUCCUGCCUGAUUGGUGCAGUGAUCCCUCUGAAUGUCGGUGGCCCCUGACCCCCAUCCUGACCCCUGACCUCAGCAUCCUGAUGUCCCCUCAGCUCCACCUGGAGUCAAGCAUCUGACUGGCUUCAGUGUUCACAUGUUGCCAUGACGUUCUGAUCUGUGCAGCUUCCAGACUACAUUUCCCAUGGAGCCAUGCACAGACCCGCUCACUGUUGUACCAUGGAGCCACCAGUCAGGGUUUUGGACCCAAAGCAGUCGGUGAAACACAAGAGGACCAGAUUUUGUGAUAUCCCCAUCAGAACCUCGUCGCCUCCCGCCCGCUGAGCAUCCUCCUCCUGCUGUGGGUUUACGUUGUAUCAGGGCCAGGACUUCUUCUCUGUCCAGACCAGAAGUUCCAGUGUACAGAGGGUCCAUCCGGGUCCAGGUCCGGUCCGGCUUCAGGAUGGCAGGUCUGACCUGUUGGACUGUGAUGGCCGCUGCUCUCCUGCUGUUCCUUAGAGCUGAUGCUGCAGGCCAGAACCCGGACUACGUUCUUCAGGGGACGGGGGUAAAAAGUGAUGCUCGGCGGUCCGGCGAGGACGCAACCAUCGCGCCCGAGGACCUCCCACGAUUCCUCAGCUGCUACUGCUCCGGACACUGUCCUGACGACGCCACCAACAACACCUGCCAGACCAACGGUCAGUGCUUCGCCAUCAUCGAGGAGGACGAGCUCGGAGAAGUCCAGCUCACAUCAGGCUGCAUGAAGUAUGAAGGCUCACACUUCCAGUGCAAGGACUCCCCCAACGCUCAGACCAGGAGGACCAUCGAGUGCUGCAACACCGACUUCUGCAACAGAGACCUGCAGCCCACCCUCCCCCCACAGAGUCACGACGACGUCAGCCCUCACUGGCUGGCCUUCCUCAUCUCCAUGACGGUCUGCUGCUGCACUCUGAUCUGCGUCACCUUGGUCUGCUACUACAGGUACAAGUGGCAGACGGAGCGUCAGCGCUUCCACAAAGAUCAGGAGCAGGAAGUGUUCAUCCCUGUUGGAGAGUCGCUCAAAGACCUCAUCCAUCAGUCUCAGAGCUCUGGCAGCGGCUCAGGGCUCCCCCUGCUGGUGCAGCGGACCAUCGCCAAGCAGAUCCAGAUGGUGCGUCAGAUCGGGAAGGGUCGCUACGGCGAGGUGUGGCUGGGCCGCUGGAGGGGGGAGAAGGUGGCCGUCAAGGUCUUCUUUACCCGCGAGGAGGCCAGCUGGUUCAGAGAGACGGAGAUCUACCAGACGGUCCUGAUGAGACACGAGAACAUCCUCGGCUUCAUUGCCGCCGACAUCAAAGGUACGGGGACCUCCACGCAGCUCUUCCUCAUCACCGACUACCACGAGGGCGGCUCCCUGUACGACUACCUGAAGACCACCACGCUGGACACGCCGGCGCUGCUGCGCCUCGCCUACUCGGCCGCCUGCGGCCUCUGCCACCUGCACACGGAGAUCUACGGCACGCAGGGCAAGCCGGCCAUCGCCCAUCGAGACCUGAAGACCAAGAACAUCCUGGUGAAGAAGAACGGCGCCUGCUGCAUCGCAGACCUCGGCCUCGCCGUCAAGUUCAACAGCGACACAAAUGAGGUGGACAUCCCUCUGAGUACCCGGAUGGGGACGAGGCGCUACAUGGCCCCCGAAGUCCUGGACGAGAGCCUGAACAAGAACCACUUCCAGGCCUACAUCAUGGCUGACAUGUACAGCUACGGCCUCGUCGUCUGGGAGAUGGCGAGACGCUGCGUCACCGGAGGUAUGGUGGAGGACUACCAGCUGCCGUACUACGACAUGGUACCCUCUGACCCCUCCUACGAAGACAUGCUGGAGGUGGUGUGUGUUAAAGGACUGAGGCCCACCGUGUCCAACCGCUGGAACAGUGACGAGUGCCUUCGGGCCAUGCUGAAGCUGAUGUCAGAGUGCUGGGCUCAUAACCCCGCCUCUCGCCUCACCAUCCUCAGAGUCAAGAAGACGCUCGCCAAGAUGGUGGAGUCCCAGGACAUCAAGAUAUGACCGCCCUCCUCUUCCUCCUCCUCCUCUUCAUCCUCCACUACCUAACUCCCUCAACCUGGACCGGAUCAAACCGGACCUGCUGCCUUCCUCAUCUGGAGGAGGAAGAGGAGGAAGAGGAGGAGAGGCUGGGAGAUAAAUGAAAAAGGACCCGUGUGGGGGCUGAACUGUACGCCUCCUCUUCCUCAGUCCUCCUUCCUCCUGGGCUCGACGCUUUCUGUGAAAGCCAAACAGGACGAUAAUCAGAGGGGGGCGGAGGGGGGGCGGGGCUCUGGAUGCUCUGAUGCCCCCCCCACCCCAGUUCCACCUUCCUCCACUUCUGCCUGUUUCAAAAUGCUCAAAAUGCCAAUUUAGUUAUUUUCUUUCCUCUUCAGGACCGAAUUCUCCUGCCAUGAAUUAUAUCUCCGCUCUGAAAGUAGAGUUAAUUAUAAACUAAAGGUACUACUAUUAUUAUUGUAUGUGAAAUGAAACCUGUAAAUAAAUGUUACGCUUCGAUGCCGAGGAUUUAAACCCACAACACUUUGCUGCAGUGGUAUCGACAUCCAGCCGCCUCCUCCCACAGGAGAUGGAGGAGUCGCUAUGGAAACGUGUGCCGUCCUGUUUGUCUGUCGACUUCCUGUCUGUCUGUCUGAUAGAUGGUCCAGCAGUUGUACAAAAUAAAAUGUAAUUGGUUGGACGUCCUGAGUUGACAUUAGUGGGCGGAGCCAAGAAGAGCUGCAGGAAAUAUCCUGUACCGAAAUGAUUUUUGUUUUUAUUUCCAGUUUCACCAAACACGCCGCUGUCAAGUUUCCUCUGAAAAUCAGCCUGAUUCAGUCGUACCUGAUGACCGGAGCGUCGCCUACCAGCCGUUCGACUAGUGACAAAUGACCCGUUCAUGGUUAAACGUGGAUCCAGAGCUGAUGUUAGAACCGAAGCCACGCCGGUGCAGAUCAGCAGGAAGAGUUCACCCAGCUGAUCGAUUACAGCUGAACAGGAAACAACCAGCAAGUCUGGGAUGGAUCGGUCAGCUGACUCAUCAGCUGAUUCCAGUCUGAACCGAAAAUCAAUCAACUCCCUGAUUGACCGCCGUCUUCCCAGAUUUAACAUGUCAGAUAUUCCCAGAGUGGCUCCACUACCAGUGUUGGGGUAGUUACUCAAAAAAAAGUAAUUAGUUACUCGUUACUUCUGUCGCGGGUAUUUUAUCUAGUGUUUUUUUAAACGUGGGCGAUUCACUAGUCGACAGAGGAAGCGCGUCCUCUACAAUGAACCUGCAGUUAGCUUCUUUACGUCUUUCUGUUACCUGCUGCGCUCCAGGACAAGCUGACGAAGCGAAGUGUGUUUAGGCGGGGUCGGCCAGCAGGAUCUUUCACCACAAGUUUGGUUUGGCCACGCGGUGCUGACAGAUGCUUGGACAGGCUGCUCGUUGACUCGGCACUAGCCGAUUUCACAACAGUAUUUGUGUCCGUUCGAGCGAUAAAGUGAAAGUAAUGAGAAUAUCUCCACUGGCUGAAAACCCCGUCUCCAUUUCCCUCUGCUUCAUGAGCAGCUACAUCACUCAAAUCGAUCUCUAUGGCAACGAGCCCAGGCAAGCACACCAACACAGGCAGCACACAUGCACCACUGUGCACACGGGCAACACGGCUUGGGUAGCUCAGAAAAGUGCGCUCCUGCAGUCUAGUGAAGUAGUUUAGUUACUGAAAUUUUAUGUGCAAUGCGUUUCUUUACUUCGUUACCCAAAAAUGUAAUAUAGUCACUGUAAUCCGUUAUUUUGUACCUCGUUACCCCCGUGGCUGUCCACCACAGCUGCUGUUUUCUGUCAGAACUACUUCUUCUACUGAAUUAAACCCACUAGCUGUGUAGCUAUACCGCCCCCCUCUGGUCACUUUUGGACUGGUUCAUGGAAAACUUGUUGGUUAUUUAUUGGUUUUGUGGUGUUUGAACUUUUUUGUCCUUUUUAAUCAUUUUUCCCCUUAAUGUUUGGCCACUAAUUUAAGUUUUUUUCAAAUGUCACCAGGACACAAAUUUACCAGCUUUAGGGUCAAUAGAGGACGAAAUGUCCUCUCCUAAAAACUGCAAUAAAAAUGAUUAAUAUUUUUCUUUUUUUCCCCAAACCAAACCAACUUCAGUCCUAUUUAAAAAUACCAAAUAUGUACAUAUUCAAAUUUAUGUAACCCUUUAAAUACCAAUUUGAUCACAUGAUGUCACUGUUUACAUGAAAUAAAACUUUGUUGUUUUCCAUAUAUUUUUUACAUGGUAGGGGAUAAAAAUGUUUUUACACAUUUUUAGUGCAAUUUUUUUUUUUUUUUGUUUUGUUUGUUUUCUGAGGAAAUAAUGUGGGUUUUUUCUGACGCAAAUAAAUUCACAUUUAUAGGUUCAAAUUUGAAAGAAUAAAUAAAAGAUGUUUUUAUUGCAGUUUUUGGGAUGGACUUUUUUGACCUCUAAUGACCUGAAUGGGUGGUGAAUGGAAGCGAGUUAAAAAGGUUGCUUCUGUGGUGACGGUCGACACCAGAGGCGCCGUAGCUUUGCAUAUUCCGGGUCUUUUUCCACCUCCGGGACGGUUUCACGCAUGUCGACUUCCUCAGACAGCUCGCAGACACGUUACCCACAAUGCCUCUCUCGGAGGAGACGGCUCAGCUGGUGAAAGAAUCUCAGACAGAAGAACUGAAGAAUCCGUCAGGUCAGAAACGUCACUAAGAUUUUUUUUUAUGUCCUAAAAACGUUAAACUUCACCUCCCGAUUAAAAACAGCUCAGCCUGCUCUGAUUGAUCAGCUCCUGUCACCUGAUCAGGCUCCGCCUACUAUUCUUUUUAAAGUGUAAAAUUUAGAAUUUUUAAAAUCAGUGUUUGUCAUGUCAACACUUUCAUCUUUUAUUCUUUUUUUCCUGAACCUGUUCCCAGACUUCUUGUGUCACUUUGUUCAGAUUCUGAUGUGAAAAAAUCGUGAAUCUGAAGCGUCAUGUUUUCGGUUUGGUUCUAAGAACAUUUUUCAGUUUUUUAAAAGAUUCUGGGUUCUCAAUGCUCAGUAGUUCUCACUCCUUCAGUUUGACCAUCGAGUCCCGCAGAAAACAUAUUAGUUGAAAACAAUCUGCCCCCUGGAGCUAGCUUAACUAGUUGGAACUAGAUGGAACCAUCUGGAACUAACUGGAACUAGAUGGAACCAGAUGGAACUAACUAGAACUGGUUGGAACCAGAUGGAACUAGUAACUGGAACUAACUGGAACUGGUUGGAACCAGAUGGAACUAACUAGAACUGGUUGGAACCAGAUGGAACUAGUAACUGGAACUAACUGGAACUGGUUGGAACCAGAUGGAACUAGAUGGAACCGGCUGGAACCAGAUGGAACUAGUUGGAACUAACUGGAACCAGCUUGUCCAUAUGUUAACUGUUAUUGAACUUGUCCUGUGGUCACAUGACCCUGCACCUCCAGCCUGCAGUGUGAUCAUCUCCAUGGUAACCUGACAGUUUCUGAAUCCCUUUAUUUCUAAAUGAUUUAGCCGAAGCAGAUCCCAUCAGUUUAGACCUGGUUCAGAGACUGGAGGCAGGUUGUUGAUCUCCGGAUUCCUCCGGACGUUUUUGAUUGGUUUGUGUAUUGGCGAGAACCGAAGUGAAGACGCUAACAGUUUCCCUCUGCUUCCAGUGUUUGUGCUAAGCUACGCUAACCCUCCUUGACCUCCUUCUGAAAAUGUGGGACUGUUCCUUUAACUGUGGCCCCUCCCUCCUGGUAGCAGGACGACGUGCACGUGUAGGCUGGUGUGCAUGUUGACAGUGCGGAUGAUGUUCACGCAGUAGUUUAUUUAAAGCAGUAACUGUAGUGUUUGUGUGUAACAGCGUAGCAGGAAUAAUAUGUAAAUGUUUUUGUUUGUACAGCAUCUGGUUUGGUGCCUUAUGAGUUUACCAAGAAAAUGAAAAACUCAGUAUAGUCUGUCCAAUGUACCAAUUUUUAAGUAAAUAACCUUAUUUUAGUACA